AUGGGAGGCGAUCAAAAGUGUCUGGCGAUCCAUUAUUGAUCGAUAGAGCCCCAAUUGGAGACAUUCGUACACAAGACGGAAUAAUACAGCAACUUUUGCUUUCACGCGUGAAGAGAAAGGCAUACACGGUUGAAUAGAAAGAAACGGGAAAAAUAAUAUUACGUUUUGCUGGCCGAUGCUGCAAUUGAUGUGUGGAGAGUAUGGCCCGUGUCUGCGAAUGAAAGAGAGAGGAGGGAGAAUAAGAAAAAAAGGAAAUCGAGGUAUGUAACGUGUGUGUGUACAGUGUAUUACGUGCAAAAGAAGGUGGAGCUAUUUAGCACGUGGGUUGAUCAUUGAUGGUGUAGGACGACUUUUACUCCUCCCUCCGUCUCUUCUUCGUAUAGUUUCCUAGUAAUAUUUGCCGACUAGGAGCGCCCAAAAAAUGACUUUCGGUUGGCAUAGGCUCCCAUAGUACUACCCCCUGCUUACAUAAGUCUCUUUCCAAGCCUGUGUAUAAAUAGACCCCCGAAUCGCUCCCAAUUUUCAGUCAGUCGUCUCAUCAACUCACAAUCAAGACAGUGCUCUCCCUCGACACUCUUCCACCUGAAGGAAGAUCAUAAAGUCAGGUAAAUCAAGUCAGAUUGGAAUAUUGUCAUCAUUACAUGAUUGAAAAAUGCUUGACGACCAUCUGUUGAAAGUGAACGGAUGGAUGCCCUCGACGUUUACCGUUUGGUUGGCGACGUUUUUCACGUUCGUUGCCAUCUGUGUCUUCUCCAAGAAGCGUCUGGCUUUCAUCGAGCACUGCAACAGCAUUCCGGGACCACCGGCACCACUUCCUCUUCUAGGCAACGCAUUGGAACUUAUGCGGGACCCUGAUGAGCUGUUCCAGUUUCUCAUCGACUACCUGCACGAAUGGCGCCAGCAUUUCCCGGUUCUUCGCUUCUGGCUUGGACCUUUUCCUAUUUUUCUGCUUUACACACCCGAGGGAACUGAGGCGUUACUUGGCAGCAACAAACUGAUCGACAAAUCUCGCGAAUAUCAGUACCUCCAUCCUUGGCUCAGCACCGGCUUGCUCACUUCAACCGGCAGCAAAUGGCAUGGGCGGCGAAAAAUGUUAACUCCGACAUUCCACUUCAAGAUCUUGGAAGAUUUUAUCGACAUCUUCAACAAGCAGAGCGUUGUGCUGGUAGAGAAAUUGAAAGAGGCCCACCAGGACAUGGUGGCCAACAACCGUGACAGGAUCAAUCUCUUCCCGUACGUGGCCCGUUGUACGCUCGACAUCAUUUGCGAAACUGCCAUGGGUCGUCACGUCGACGCUCAGCUGAACAACGACUCCGAGUACGUCAAAGCCGUUUGCACACUUGGGCGGGUUGUUCAAACAAGACAAGCACAGCCUUGGCUUCAGCCCGAAUUGCUGUUUCAGUGUCACCCGAUGGCGAAAACCCAACAGAAAUGCCUUGAUAUUCUACACGGUUUCACAGAUAAGGUUCUGCAAGAGCGAAAAGCUGAGCAUCGCAUUCGCAAGGCUCAAGAACUUGCACAAAAAGAAAACAAGACAUCUCCUACUUCCGCAGACGUUGAUGACAAUGUCGAUUUGAUAAAAAAACCCCGACUGGCCUUUCUGGAUUUGUUGAUUGAAGCUUCGCAGGACGGUACGCUUCUCAGUGAUUUGGACAUCCGCGAAGAAGUCGAUACCUUUAUGUUUGAGGGGCAAGACACUACCGCAGCAGCGGUCAGUUGGUGCUUGUAUUUGAUUGGAAGCCAUCCGGAGGUACAGGAGCGCGUCAGUGAAGAACUGAAUCGUAUUUUUGGUACCUCCGAUCGACCCAUAACUAUGACGGAUAUUCUCCAGCUGAAAUACUUGGAAUGUUGCAUCAAAGAGGCUUUGAGGCUCUUUCCUAGUGUAGCCAUGUAUGGGCGAACACUGAGCGAAGAUUCCGACAUCCAUGGCUACGUGAUUCCGGCUGGGUCUACCGUCGCCGUUAUUCCCUACUCGCUUCACAGAGAUCCGGUACAGUUUCCAGACCCGGAACGUUUCGACCCGGAGCGAUUCAUGGGCGAUAACAAACGUAGCAGACAUCCUUAUGCCUACGUGCCAUUUAGCGCUGGACCACGCAAUUGUAUCGGCCAGAAGUAUGCCGUGAUGGAGGAAAAAGUUGUUUUGGCCACAGUUCUAAGAAACUUUCAUCUCGAGUCGUUGGAGAAGCGUGAAGACCUCGUCCUCAUAGGGGAACUUGUUCUCCGGCCACGAGACGGUGUUCAAGUCCGCCUUACGCCCAAACAAAUCACGCCGUCUUCUCCAUCGUGUUGAUCAUAGCGAUUAUCAAGUAUAUAUAUACAGUACAUAGAAAUCUAACAACCCCCUUUUUCUUUUUCUUUCAUUUUCCAUUUUUCCUCCGAGUUUGUUGUGUGGCGUAACUUUUGUGUAAUACAAAGAAUAGUUCCUUUUCUUUCUUAUAAACAAAUGAUUUUUCUGGUCUUUAACGCAUUUUUUCCACUACAAGCUGAAGGCAUUGUUUUUUGAGUUACUGAGAAGCUACAAGAUAUCAGAUCUAGGUUUAUCGGUGUUUCAAAUACAAGCUUUCGAUUACCGACUCUGACCGGUUGGUUUAAGUCUAUUGAGCCCAAAGGUACUAUAAAUUUGAUCGUGCUGCUUCCAAGUGAAUAUUGGAAAUCGCCCUAAAGGUGUAGGUCCGUAUAGAAAGUGAACUCCUCUUGUAGGCUACUUGUGUAGAUUAUUUUUUUUUUUCGCUCACUUUCUUUUGGUAUGUUAUCUUCUCCGCGUUAUCAUUCUAACCCAGACCUUAAACUCCAAGCCUAGAAAAAACUUUCUUUUUCAUCGAAUUUGUUUUAUUCAUGCUGCUUUCGUUCUUUUUUUUUUCAUGAUUUCAUCGUGUAAUCGUGUCAUCGUGAAGAUUUGCAUCGGUCACGGUGACUUUUACCAGACUCACUUUUCACUAUAUACCUAAAAAGUUCCCCUUUUUUUAUAGUGCCGUGACUUUGUAAUCACUGUUUCUUUAUAAUACAUAGUGAACUAUUCAAACU
Molecule: messenger RNA, 3024 nt
Organism: Daphnia pulicaria
Lineage: Eukaryota; Metazoa; Arthropoda; Branchiopoda; Diplostraca; Daphniidae
Product: cytochrome P450 4c3-like
Exons: 11
Coding region: 653-2290 (545 amino acids)
Molecular function (GO): heme binding; oxidoreductase activity, acting on paired donors, with incorporation or reduction of molecular oxygen; iron ion binding
Source: RefSeq, a predicted model, not a curated record